AUGUCGGCGUCGCAGAAGCCGAUCCGCCUUCCCCCCUUGAAGACUCUCCGAGUCCGCAACCCGAACGGCCAGCGCGAGCGCCCGUGCAUGGCCAUCAUGUCCUCUGUGCUCGCCUGCUGGGCGUCCGCCGGUCACAGCACGGCGGGAUGCGCCCAGAUCGAGAACGCGCUGCGGGAGUGCAUGGACGGCCCCCAGCCGUCGCGUCCGAAGGGCAACGAGAUCAACUUCCACCUCGCCCGCUUCAAAGACCGGCUUACGUACCCGGCGAGGAAGAAAAAGUGA
This is a messenger RNA of Durotheca rogersii, 282 nucleotides long. RefSeq names its product mitochondrial ribosomal protein 10. The record is from RefSeq and is a predicted model, not a curated record. The transcript is spliced from 2 exons. Lineage: Eukaryota; Fungi; Ascomycota; Sordariomycetes; Xylariales; Xylariaceae. Gene Ontology annotation, molecular function: structural constituent of ribosome. Gene Ontology annotation, cellular component: mitochondrial small ribosomal subunit. The coding region runs from base 1 to 282 and encodes 93 amino acids. Gene Ontology annotation, biological process: mitochondrial translation.